AGUGGUAUGAAAAAUUAGAGACGGUGUGCGUGUCCCACCAUUAAAAAAAAUCUGGAAAUUUUGUGGUUGCAAUUUGAGUCAGUUUGUGGAGAAAAAGAAAAGAAGAUUUUGAGAAUGGCGUUGACAUCGUGGAACAGGAUGAACAUAGGUGGUGGUUCAUCCCAGAAGACGAUGCUGUUUGAGGUAUCGUGCAGUAGUAGAAAGCGAGACAGAGGUAUCCUCCCAUACAAAGUCGUUGAGAUUACUCCUCCACCCAAAUCUCUUGGCGUUCGUUCUCUUCCACCCCAGAACUUGCAGUGUGGGGAGAGUGUCACAAUUGAAGGACAGACUUAUACAAUUUCAGCUGUGACACUUCGAUAUCAGCUUCGUAAAGGAAAAUACGAACAAAGCGAGAAGAGACUCGAUGUUUUGUCAACAGGAAGAUACUUAGUAAAUUUGUAUUUUGAAAAUUUAUUAGAACAAUCUUGAUGAAUAUUGCUGUAUUUUGAUUCGCAAGAUGUAUCUAACUACUUUGAGAAGCUAUGAGAAUUAGAAAAAAACUUUCAUUUUUAUUAAA
Molecule: messenger RNA, 556 nt
Organism: Vicia villosa (hairy vetch)
Lineage: Eukaryota; Viridiplantae; Streptophyta; Magnoliopsida; Fabales; Fabaceae
Exons: 2
Coding region: 115-468 (117 amino acids)
Source: RefSeq, a predicted model, not a curated record